AUGGCACCAACGGUUCCCAUAGGAUUCACUGGACAGAGGGAAUCGAAAAACUGCUCACAAAAAGGUCUUGCCCAAAUGAUGGGAAAAACUCGGAAAGUUUCUAAAGGGUACUCAUCUGGGUUUGUUCCGGAUUACAGACAUGCAGUUGAGACCAUGGCUGAAUCAGAAGGGUUUGGUAGCUCCGGACGGGUUGAUACUGAAAUGACUGCUUCAGAGGAUUCUUGUGCCCCCAAAAGGAAAUGCAUUAGCUUGAAUGUGGAUAGUUAUGAUCAAUUUGAGGUUCCCAUUCAAGUUUUAUCAUUGUCAAAGAUGUCUCAGUCUGAGAGGAAGAAUUUGGAGCAUAGGUUGAAAAGUGAGCUUGAACAAGUUAGAACCCUUCAGAAGAAACUUGCUACUCUGAUCUCAAAUGAUGUGGUAGUGUCACCCUCUAGCGAUAUCCACAGCUGCAGUGAUGGACGGAAGAGACCUGCACCACAGCCUUUCCAGAGGUCUACAGAAGUGACUGCUCCGCAGGGAAAGAAAAGGGCUCCCCCUGGGCGAAAUGGGCCUCGCACAAAAGGGUCAGCAGCAAGGCGGUUGGAAUCAGGACAGCAGGCUUUGGUGCCAAGUACUCCAAAUGCCAUGUUGAUGAAACAGUGUGAGACACUGUUGAAUCGCUUGAUGUCUCAUCAGCAUGGUUGGGUCUUCAACACUCCGGUUGAUGUUGUAAAAUUGAACAUUCCGGAUUAUUUCAAUGUCAUUAAGCAUCCAAUGGAUCUAGGGACAGUGAAAAACAAGUUAUUUUCCGGUGAAUAUUUGAAUCCAUUAGGGUUUGCUGCAGAUGUGAGACUCACCUUCUCAAAUGCAAUGACUUACAACCCAAAAGGAAAUGAUGUCCAUCUUAUGGCCGAGACGCUCAGUAAAUAUUUUGAAAUUAGAUGGAAACCUAUAGAGAAGAAGCUUCCUGUAACAAUGGAUGCACAGGUGCCUUCAAAAUCAAGCGUUCUUAUGGAAACUGAACCUAUCAAUCCAAUGCUUCCCUCCAAAAAGAAGAAAAUCAUCUCAUCAGAUAAUACAGUCAAGCAAGAAGUUGUUAAACGGGUCAUGAUGGACAUGGAGAAGCAUAAACUCAGCACAGAAUUGGAGGCUUUACUGGCAGAGUUGCCUGAAAGCAUUAUUGAUUUCCUAAAAGAGAACAGUUUCAAUGCAAGUCAAAUGAGCGAAGAUGAGAUCGAGAUUGAUAUUGAUGCCCUCAGUGAUGAUACACUGUUUGCAUUGCGGAAGCUUUUAGAUGACUAUUUGCUGGAUAAACAGAAAAACCAGGCAAAAGCUGAACCCUGUGAGAUGGAGCUUCACAAUGAGUCGGGGUUCAGCAACUCAUCUGGGCAACCAUGCAAAGGCAAUGAUCCAGUUGAUGAGGAUGUAGAUAUUGGUGGGAAUGACCUGCCUAUCUCAAGCUUCCCUCCAAUAGAGAUAGAGAAAGAUACUGCCCUUCGAAACAGUAAAUGCAGUAGUUCAAGCAGCUCAAGUAGUGAAUCAGGCUCUUCAUCUAGUGAUUCAGACUCGGGCAGUUCUUCUGGCCAUGAAUCACAUGGUGCCAAGGUUUCUGUGCCUGUGAGUAAUGCAAAGGAUGCAUCGCAUUCCGGAGCAAAUAUAGAGCAGCAGAAGAAUGAUCUUGGUGAUCCAGACACUGGAGAUUAUUUGUUGAAUGACUCUGGCCAAUUUGAGCAGAAUUCCCAGUCUAAGCCAAUUUCUAUUGAGGCCGAUGACCAUCAAGAGGGUAAGCAAUGA
Messenger RNA from Ilex paraguariensis (yerba mate), 1770 nucleotides. Lineage: Eukaryota; Viridiplantae; Streptophyta; Magnoliopsida; Aquifoliales; Aquifoliaceae. The record is from the annotation of a GenBank genome assembly.